CCAGGGCGCGAACAGAUACAAUUGAUUCGAUCCGGUUCGCGUUUUUCGUAUCACCAUGAUCACGCCGCUGUCUGGAGUGGCUUCGGUUUCGGGUGCUUUACUGGUGACCCUGGCCCUGGUGGUCAGCGAAUCCCUGGCGACGGAAUACCAGCGAGAGCGAUCCCUGCGCCUGCCCAACGAUACAUAUCCGCUGUUCUACCAACUGCACAUAUCCAGUGAUAUUCACAAGGGCACACUGCUCUUCAGCGGAAAUGCCACCAUUGACGUAGCCAUCCGGCGCUCGACGAAUGAGAUAGUAAUGCACGCCAAGAACCUGUCCGAUAUUCAGAUCACAGUCCAUCGUUUGACGGACGGGGGCUCCCAGAUCGUGGACGACUUAACUCACACGCUCUAUCCAGCGGCAGCUUACCUCAUCAUCCAUCCGAAUGAGAAUGAGGAUCACCUGGUCUUUGAGGAGGGCCAGCAAUACCGCCUGGAAAUCCUCUACACGGCCACUAUGACACUGCGACCCGCGGGUCUUUACUACAUGGAUUAUACGGAUGAGAAGAGCAACCGCACCUCAUACAUUGCCGCCACGCAAUCGGAGCCCACAUAUGCACGUCUUAUCUUUCCCUGUUACGAUGAGCCGGGAUUCAAGGCAAACUUUAGCAUAAUUUUAACUCAUGGCAGCAGCCAUUCGGCCAUAUCCAAUAUGCCAGUAAAGGAAAUACUCUCGCAUGGCGAAUUAAAAACCACCAUUUUUCAAACCACCCCGCCUGUUUCCACCUACCUGGUGGCCUUUGUCAUCUCCGAUUUCGAGAGCAUAUCUGAGACUUAUCGAGGGGUCACCCAGAGUGUCUAUUCUCCGGCGAUAUACAAGGAAAUGGGUCAAAGUGCCAUGAAGAAUGCAGUGAGAACUGUGGCGGCCUUCGAGGAUUAUUUCGGUGUUUCCUAUCCCCUGCCAAAAUUAGAUCACGUGGCGCUGAAGAAGAACUACGGAGCAGCCAUGGAGAACUGGGGUCUAAUCACCUACAAGGACAGCAAUUUGAUGCACAUCGGAGGGCCGGAUGCUCGAUUUCCUAUGAUGCACAAGAUUACCCAGAACCAUGAGAUUGCUCACCAGUGGUUCGGCAACUUGGUCUCGCCGGAGUGGUGGACCUACACGUGGAUGAACGAGGGAUUUGCUACCUAUUUUAGCUAUGUGAUCACAGAUUUGCUCUACCCCGAUGCCAUCGUAAUGGAUUCCUUUAUAGCCUUUGAGGCGGAUAGUGCCUACAGCUAUAAUAGUUUCUUUGAUGUUCGCCCGAUGACGCAUUACGUGGAGGGUGACAAGGAUAUCAUGUCGGUUUUCGACAUAAUUUCUUAUAAACGUUCUGCCUGCGUAAUAAAGAUGUUCCACAACGCCUUCCGUCAGAAGAUCUUCGUGCGGGGCAUCAGCCACUUUCUGGAGAAAUAUCAUUAUAGCGUGGCCAACGAGCUGAACCUCUUCGAUGCCCUGCAAGCGGAAGUUCUGGAAGAUGAGUACCUUUCCCACAAGCCUUGGGCUACUAGGAUAAGGGAUAUCAUGCUCUCCUGGACGCACAGCGAGUGGCUGCCCAUUGUGAUGGUCACCCGGAAUUACGAGAACAACUCCAUCACCUUCACACAGCGAUCGGUUCACUCGAAGGACGAGCUCUGGUGGAUACCUCUGAAUUUCGCCACCUCACAAUCGCCCUCUUUCGAGGACACCCAAGCGGAUAUUUUCAUGCCGCCCCUGUCGGAGUAUUCCAUAGGAUUGGAAUAUCUGGAUAUCCAGCUGAGCGGCAGGGAUUGGAUUAUAGUAAACAAGCAGGCGACGGGUUUCUAUCUCGUCCACUACGAUAAGGAUAAUCUAAUGGCCAUCGCCAGGCAACUGCAGACCAAUCACUCGGUCAUUCAUCGGCUAAAUCGAGCCAGUAUCUUCCGGGAUCUCAAGCCCCUGAUCGAACAUAACGAAGUAGAGCACGUAGAAUUGGUGUUCGAAUUGCUCAAGUACCUUGAGUUUGAGGAGGACCCGUUGAUCUGGAGCGAAGUGGGCGAUUCCAUUGAGUGCUUGACGAGGAACUUAUUUGGAACAUCCUCACAGAACCUUUUCAACGAGUUCGUACGCCGCCUGGUCAGUCCCAUCUUCAGACGUAUUUACCUGGAACAUACUGUCAAUAUAUCUCUGGAUACGAGUUUAGGGAUCCUGCAAAUGGCCUGCUCAGCGGAUCUUCCGGAGUGCCUGGAGUACACACGCGGCGUGGCCAAGGAGUAUAUAAUCAAUAAAAACAAUUUCUCAACAGAAUCGGAGUUCUAUGCCACGGCCGAUACUCUUUUGUGUAUGGGAGCGCGUUACCUGAGCGAUCGGGACUUCCACAGGGUGAUAGAUAUGCUACAGGAGGCGGAUCGGGAAUCGGUGUACUACGAUGACUUGAUAUAUGGUCUCCGGUGCACUCAGAGCCAUCGCCACCUGUUGUACUACCUGGAAGUCCUACUGGGCGAGAACUCUACGCACGUGAUCCUUACCGAACCCGAUAAUAUGAUGUAUCUUCUUUACAUCUAUAAGUCCAACCUGGCCUCUCGACCGGUCAUCUGGCAGUACAUUGAGCGCAAUUAUAAGGUGUUCUGCCGCUCGCCGAACUUUUUGGAACACUUUAAACAGCUCGCUGGAUUUGUACCCAGACAUCAGAGAACGCAAUUUGUGAGACUUCGUCAGAACAUUGCGAACUACAUGAAGUUGGAGGGUCUCAAUCCGGACCAAAAGCUGAUCGAGUCCGAUUCGCCGCUGGUGGGCAAAAAGGUGAAGAUGAGUGAAAACUUCCAGGACAAGUUCGAGCAGCAGAUCCACAACUGGCUGCUUGGCGAGAUCCCCCAGUCGACCAGCAGAAGUGAUGCCCUCUUGGCCGCAUCCCUCAGUGCGUCCAAUGGAUCCAGUCGGAACGAGGGAAUCCUCAUGGAGGCAACUAGGGUGUUGCGAAGUGCGUUACAAAUAGUUGAUAUGUAUAGGUAUUUGAGGACCAACUUGAGAACCUUUGAGAGCAGGCAGACUAGCCGAUAUCUGACCGCUUUACUGCUUAAUUAUCCCCCACGAUUGGCUUGGCCCAGUGCACUGUUGGCCAAUAACCGGAGCUUUGCCGUUUUUCUCGAUGCCUUUUCUGGAGCACCCAACAUGGCACGUUGGCUCCUGAAUUCCUGUGUCCUUCUGCUGCUGGCAGUGGGCAGCCUGCAGGCGCGCCUGAUCCUGCCACAAUCCUUGGACGAUGGUCAGCUGGAGACCAAGGGAUCUGCACUCUUUGCCACUCCCCGCAUAGAUGACAAUAGUGAGGGCAACUACCGACUGCCGAACAACACGGAACCGGAAUCCUAUAAUGUGGAACUCUGGACAAAUGUCCACACUGGCGACACCCAGUUCAAUGGAACCGUUAGCAUCGAUCUGCGAGUGCUGGAGACUUCCACGGACAUAAAGCUACACUACCGCCAGACGUCGAAUUUCGAGGCCUCGAUCAUCAGCCGGGAUGAGGUCACGCCCACUGCGAUUCCACUUACUGUGUACACCGAACUGCAGCGGGAAUUCCUAACCCUCAAUGCAACUGGCGUGAGCUUCUUAGAGAACACUAACUGGACCCUAACCAUCAAGUACAACGGCACCCACCGAUCCGAUAUGGGCGGUUUCUAUAUCUCCAGCUAUACUGAUGACGAUGGCCAGCAGCACUUCCUGGCCACCACGCAGUUCGAGAGCACCAAUGCCCGUCACGGCUUUCCCUGUUAUGAUGAGCCUGCUCGCCGAGCCAACUUCACCAUCACCAUCCACCACGAUCCUACCUACACCGCCAUCAGCAACAUGCCUGUGAAUGAGACUACCAGCAGUUCUGGAGUCACCGUCUUCCAGACGACCCCCAAGAUGUCCACCUACCUGGUGGCCUUCAUUGUGUCCGACUUUGAGUCCACCACCGGAGAACUCAAUGGUCUGCGUCAACGUGUCUUCUCCCGCAAGGGAAAGCAGGAUCAGCAGGAGUGGGCCCUCUGGUCUGGAUUGGUAGUGGAGUCCAGCCUGGCCGGCUACUUCGGAGUUCCCUUCGCCCUGCCCAAGUUGGAUCAGGCUGGAAUUCCGGACUUCUCUGCCGGAGCCAUGGAGAAUUGGGGACUGGCCACUUACCGUGAGCAGUACAUGUGGUGGAACAAGGAGAACUCGACAACUAACUUAAAGACGAACAUUGCCAACAUUAUUGGACACGAGUACGCGCACAUGUGGUUCGGAGAUCUGGUGUCCGUGAAAUGGUGGACCUAUCUGUGGCUCAAGGAAGGUUUCGCCACCCUCUUCUCCUACGAAUCGAACGACAUUGCCUUCCCCGAGUGGAACACCUACCAGAUCUACCAUGUGAACGACUACAACAGCGCCCUGCUGAACGAUGCCCUGGCCUCGGCCGUGCCCAUGACGCACUACGUCCAGACCCCCAACGAGAUCUCCAACCGGUACAACACCUUCUCGUACGCCAAGCCCGCCAGUGUUCUUUACAUGUUCAAGAACGCCUGGUCGGACAAGGUUUUCCGCAAUGGAUUGAACAAGUACCUGACCAAGAAUAAAUUCACUUCCUGCGACGAGUGGGACCUGUUUGCCUCCUUCCAGGAGUCUGCAAAUGAAUUGGGCCUAACGCUGCCCACCUCUGUGGACAACAUCUUCAGCAGCUGGUCCCACCAGGCCGGUUAUCCCCUGCUCACCGUGACCAGAAACUACCAGACUGGCACCUUCACGAUCACCCAAAAGCGCUACGUGGCCGACAAGGAUGAUUCGAAUGUGGCAACCUGGUAUGUGCCCCUCAACUUUGCCACUGCCUCCAAUCCCGACUACCGGAACACGAGUGCCACGCAUUAUUUGCUGAAUGUGACGGAGACCGUGUUCUCGGAUGUUCAGAUUUCCAGCGAUGACUGGGUCGUUGUGAACGUACAGAACUCCGGCUACUAUCGCACCAUAUACGAUGCCCAGAACUAUGCACUCAUUGCUGCCGUAUUGAAGUCCCAGCCCUGGAAGAUCCACCCGAGGAAUAGGGCUCAACUGCUGUACGAUACGUACAUCUUUGUGAGCACCGAUCGCCUGAGCCACAGCAUCCUGUUGAACCUGCUCAGUUAUCUGGAAAAUGAGGAGCAGUAUGCCCCGUGGUCCACUGCCAACACUAUCCUCACCGUUUACGAUCGUUACCUGAGGGGCGAUGAUUCCUACUACAACUUCCAGAGAUUCGUGCAGCAACUGAUCGAUCCCAUCUUCAGCAAGAUCGGAGUGAACGAGAUUCCCGGCGAGCAUUACCUGAACAACUACCUGCGUAACGUCCUGAUCAGCUUGGCCUGCCAGGUGGGAUCCAGUGAUUGCUACAGCCAGUCGGCCCAAAAGCUGUCCGACCACUUUAACAACGGCCCUGCCGUCGAGGCCACUUUGAAGACCCAGGCAUACUGCGCCGGUCUGCGAUCCACCACCAAUGCUAUCUACAGUAGAGUCCAGUCGGAACUCUUGGCCUCCACCGAUGCCACCGAUCGCCUUGUGCUCAUCUCCUCGUUGGGCUGCUCGGGACAAACGAGCCAACUGGUUGACUUCCUGGGGCUAUCCCUGGACACCACCAAUAGCCUGAGCCAAUCGGAGCGCACUUCCCUCCUCUACUACUCCUAUUACCGUAGCGAGAUUGGUCUGACCGCCAGUUUGGAGUUCCUGGAGUCCAACUGGGAGGCAUAUGCCAAACUGUCGACCACUUCCAAGCCCCUUGAUACCGCCCUGCGUGGCAUUGCCACCUAUGUGGUCAGCGAGAAGCAGAAGACAAGGCUCAACGCUUUGGUGGAUGUUGUGAAGGCCAGUGGACCCGAAUAUCUCAACGAUGACCUGAGCAGCACUAUUGACUCCAGGAUUACUGCCAACUUCGAUUGGUUGAAUGUCAACCGCGAUCCCUUGCUCAACUGGAUCGCCGACACCUACUCGGAGAACAGUGGUCCCACUGUGACCUCUUCCAUCUCCACGAUCCUGGUCAGUGCGAUGGCCCUGCUGUUCUACAGGCUAUUUUAGGCUAAGUCAUGCGGUCAAGUAUUAAUCAUAAAUUCAGUAAAGUAACAUGAGUCAACAUUAAAGAUUGUGUGUUAAUCAGAA
Drosophila subpulchrella is the source of this 6106-nucleotide messenger RNA. RefSeq lists its product as uncharacterized. The transcript has 12 exons. Gene Ontology annotation, molecular function: metalloaminopeptidase activity; peptide binding; zinc ion binding. Gene Ontology annotation, biological process: proteolysis; peptide catabolic process. The coding region runs from base 56 to 6025 and encodes 1989 amino acids. The record is from RefSeq and is a predicted model, not a curated record. NCBI's taxonomy places the organism in Eukaryota, Metazoa, Arthropoda, Insecta, Diptera, Drosophilidae. Gene Ontology annotation, cellular component: cytoplasm.